This is a messenger RNA of Copidosoma floridanum, 1122 nucleotides long. RefSeq lists its product as uncharacterized. NCBI's taxonomy places the organism in Eukaryota, Metazoa, Arthropoda, Insecta, Hymenoptera, Encyrtidae. The record is from RefSeq and is a predicted model, not a curated record.
AUGUCGAUUCGACCGUCCAAACUGAUACGUAGCGAAAUAGUCAAGACAAACAACAAAAAUUCCAACUUGACGGUCCAAGAUGUCGACAGAAUGAGGUGCAACGUCGGCGCCGCCCGUAGAAAGUGCAUGCCCAAGUUACCAAAGACGCUAUCUCAAUUUCACGAGGCCCUCGACGGGCUGAACUUGGUGACGCGGGACAGUGAAAAAUUUGUCUUGUACAACGACAAAACCACCAAUAUCGUUUUAUUCUCGACGGACACAAAUUUGCGCAACUUGACGCGACUGACCAGAAUUUUCCUGGACGGCACGUUCUACUGCUGCCCGAGAUUUUUCAAACAGUUGAUAACGAUCCACGCGUACCACAACCACACGUACGUGCCACUGGCCUUUUUUUUACUCCCCAACAAAAAAGCCGACACUUACGAAAGAGCACUGAUGAUAUUGCAAAGCGAGUGCCGAAGAUUGCAGCUGCUGUUUCGGCCGCAAGUGAUGUUUGUUGACUUUGAGCUUGCCAUCCACGAGGCCAUUCGCAAAGUUUUGCCAGGCGUUAGCGUAUGGGGCUGCCGGCACCAUUUGGCCCAGAUUUGGUGGAAAAAAAUACAAAGCCUCCGGCUGACAAGGGUGUACAAGAAAAGCGAUUCCGAGAUCGGGGAUUUCCUCAAGUGCUUCUUUGGCCUGCCGUUUUUGGAUCCCUAUGACAUCGAGGAUUGCUUUACGGACGAUUUGAUGAGUAUUAUGCCGAGGAAUCCGGCAGUGGAAGACUUUUGCGACCACAUCUUGCACGAUUAUGUUUCGACGGAAGCUCCGUUUCCACCGACGGUGUGGUCGAAAUUAUCGUGCGACCUGCGUCGCACCACCAACGAAUGCGAAUCCUUCCAUUCGCACGUGAACAGCGAGUUUUGUUCGCCGUAUCCGAAUUUGUUUAACUUCACGGCGGUUCUUAUAGACGUGCAGGCCGAAGUAUCCAUCAAAAUGAGAAGUACCGAUGCGCAAUCUAAUAAGCUCAUGCAAGAGAAAGAGGUUUUGUUGAAAGAAGAAAUGAUAAAUUAUAAACAAGGAAUGAUUACUCGGCUAGAGUACAUUAAAAAUGUUUCCCAAAUAUUCCAAUUCACCAAUAAAUGA